Molecule: messenger RNA, 906 nt
Organism: Penicillium coprophilum
Lineage: Eukaryota; Fungi; Ascomycota; Eurotiomycetes; Eurotiales; Aspergillaceae
Product: oxidoreductase, short-chain dehydrogenase/reductase family
Exons: 2
Coding region: 1-906 (301 amino acids)
Source: RefSeq, a predicted model, not a curated record
AUGCCUUUCGACUAUAACCCUGAAAAGGAUGUACCCGACCUCGCGGGGAAGUCAAUAUUCAUAACAGGAGGAACUGGCGGCCUAGGCGCAGCAUCAGCAAUCCACCUCGCCAAGCACAACCCAUCACACAUCUACCUCAGCGGCCGCAAUGCCACGAGCGCAGAGAAAGUGAUCGAAGAAAUUCAUCAAGCCGCCCCAAAUCUCGCAGUCACAUUUAUAAAAUGUGACCUAUCCUCCCUAGCUUCCAUCAAAGAAGCCGCCGAGCACUUCGUCAGAAGACACCAAACCUUAGACAUCCUAAUGUGCAACGCGGGGAUCAUGGCCAAAGCCCCCGGUCUAACCGUAGAUGGCUAUGAGGUUCAAUUUGGCACCAACCACCUCGGCCACGCACUACUGAUCAAAAAGCUCCUACCUCUUCUCGAAGCCUCCCACAACCCGCGCCUCGUGAUCCUUACCUCACAGGGCUGGGGACUGCACCCGCACGGCGGUAUCGUCUUCGACAAGCUCAAGACACCGCAGGAUAUGACAUUCGGCGGGCCUUGGCGGCGGUAUGGACAGAGCAAACUGGCUAAUUUACUGUAUGCGCGUGAGCUAGCGAAGAGGUUUCCGGCUAUCACGUCGGUGUCGGUGCAUCCUGGUAUUGUGAGCACGGGUCUUGUUGAUGGCCUUAGUCUCAAAAACAAGAUGGUUGUUUAUGGGACUACUUGGUGGCUACUUAUAAAGCCGCAUGAGGGUGCGUUUAAUCAGACCUGGGCGGCUACUGUGGAUAAGGCGACGAUUCGGAAUGGGGGUUACUAUGAGCCUGUUGGAAAAUUGGAGGAUGGGAAGCUUGACAAGACAGCGAAGGAUGAGGCCCUUGCGGAGAGGCUGUGGGAUUGGACUGAGAAGGCGUUGCGGGAAUUCUGA